This is a messenger RNA of Notothenia coriiceps (black rockcod), 2644 nucleotides long. Its product is annotated as feline leukemia virus subgroup C receptor-related protein 2-like. The transcript has 11 exons. Gene Ontology annotation, molecular function: heme transmembrane transporter activity; heme binding. NCBI's taxonomy places the organism in Eukaryota, Metazoa, Chordata, Actinopteri, Perciformes, Nototheniidae. The record is from RefSeq and is a predicted model, not a curated record. The coding region runs from base 378 to 1877 and encodes 499 amino acids. Gene Ontology annotation, cellular component: membrane. Gene Ontology annotation, biological process: heme export; transmembrane transport.
UAAGUCCGGGUAGAGGGUCACAGCAAGCGCUCCUACACGUGUGACAACACGGUAAACCUCUUACUGAAAGAACAAUAUUCAGUCAUUGAAAGUAUCUGUAACUCUAAUGUAUUGAACGUGUACAGGGCAUUAAGCUUAAACUCGACUACUGAGCUAACUUCAAUCCCGGGGGAGGAAAUGCCGCUCAAACUCGAGUUCUAGAGCCUUCACCAUCCGAUUAUUGACCAGUUGGGAGAUUUUAAACCUAUGACUUUUUUUUAAGUGAAAAUAUAAAGUGAUAGACCAAUCUGUGCUUGGUGUUCGCCCAUGAAACAGGGCGAAAUCAGCCACUUUCAACUUAGUUUGCAGUGAUUUAAUAUUUAGCAGACUAGUUUAAUAUGAUUGAGAAACAAGCGAUAGGAAACACCGAACAAAACGAGGAUGAGACCAAGGCAGACCUUGUCAAACUGGAAGGAGGUGACGCGGUGCUGAACGCCGAAGACCCGGGUCAGCUGGACGGACAUGGAGCCGUGCAGCCCACCCGGCUGUACAAACGACGCUGGAUGAUCGUCCUCCUGUUCAGCUCAUAUUCACUAUGCAACUCUUUCCAAUGGAUACAGUACGGCAUCAUCAACAACAUAUUUAUGAAGUUCUACAGCGUGGACGCCUUUACCAUAGACUGGAUGUCCAUGAUCUACAUGCUGACAUACAUUCCCUUCAUCUUCCCGGUGACCUGGCUGCUGGACAAAAAGGGGCUCCGGGUCAUCGCGCUGGUGGCCACCGCGCUUAACUGUGCAGGCACAUGGAUCAAAGUGGCCAGCGUCAAACCCAACCUGUUCGCCGUCACCUUUCUGGGACAGUUCUGCUGCUCGUUUGCGCAGGUGUUCAGCCUCGGUAUGCCCUCCAUGAUCGCCUCAGUGUGGUUCGGCUCAGAGGAAGUGUCCACCGCCUGCUCCAUCGGAGUCUUCGGGAGUCAGCUGGGUAUUGCCAUCGGGUUCCUUGUGCCUCCCAUCCUGGUGCCGAAUGUGGACGACAUGGACGAGCUGGCUCACCACAUCAGCGUGAUGUUCUACAUCACAGCAGCAGUUGCCACCUUACUCUUCAUCCUCGUGGUCUGUGUCUUCCAGGAGCGACCUCCACUUCCUCCGACUCAGGCCCAGGCCACAGCUCGCAGCAUCCCCUCUGGGCAGUACUCAUACACAGCCUCGGUCCUCAGGCUGCUCCGCAACCGGCCCUUCAUCCUCCUCAUCAUCACUUAUGGUUUGAAUGUGGGAUGUUUCUAUGCUGUCGGCACCCUGCUGAACCGCAUUAUCAUUGAGCAUUACCCUGGAGAAGAGGUGAAUGCUGGGAGAAUUGGUCUAACCAUUGUCAUUGCGGGGAUGGUUGGCUCCCUGAUUUGUGGCAUUUGGUUGGACAAAACCAAAACCUACAAACAGACAACCCUUGCUGUGUACUUCAUGUCUCUGGUGGGGAUGAUCGUCUUUGCUGCCACACUCAGUCUGGGACACCUCUGGGUGGUCUUCAUCACUGCUGGAGCGCUCGGAUUCUUCAUGACAGGCUACCUGCCACUGGGCUUUGAGUUUGCGGUCGAGCUGACGUUCCCAGAGUGUGAAGGAACCUCAUCCGGACUGCUCAACUGUUCAGCACAGGUGUUCGGCAUUAUCUUCACCAUCAGCCAGGGGAAGAUCAUCGACAGAUUCGGCACUCUGGCAGGAAACAUCUUCCUCUGUGUUUUUCUUCUAAUCGGCACAGUAAUGACGGGCCUAAUCAAGUCUGAUCUGCGGAGACAAAAGGCAAACAUGUUGGCAAAAGCAGCAGCGGCGAAGCAGAUGUCAGGACAAGACUACGGAACCACAACGCUAAUCUCCAAUCCACUGACCCCCCCUUCACAAGCCUGAUCAAUGUACCUUUCUGCUUCCACAAAAAUAUCUUCUCAAAUCUUAGCUCGACAUGCAGAUGCACUAAGGGACCUUCCGACUAUCCCAAUGGGAGCGUGGCUGCAUCGCCUAUCAUCGAAGAAGCUAAGCUUUAGAGGCCACACACACACACACACACACACACACACACACACACACACACACACACACACACCUAAAGUAAAAGCCUUGAAAAUGACCAUGAUCUCCUUUCCUGUUACAGUGUAACAUACUGAGAUAUAUCAACUCUAUUAGGAAGUAUUGAAUCCCACUUCCCUUCUAAGAAGAGUUAGAUGUACAUUGUACAAUGUUGUAUUAACUAUUUAUAAAAAAAAAAAAUCUGAAUUAUAUUGGAUAUUUAAUGCUCAAUUUCAGCAUAUAAAAUCCACUGUUAUUGUUAUUUUUAAUUGUUACUUGAAUUCUCUCACUACAUCUGCAAGAAAAAUCUGUGACUUGUUUGUUUGUGCCUUGACAAUUUUACCUGUCACUAUUUUAAAAGGUGUACACUUGAUUGUGUAUAGGUUGUAUAGGUAAAUGUUCUAUAAAGAAGUGACUAAUUUCAUUAUUGCAUAAACAAUUAAUCAUGUAAAUACAGUGUCCAGGUAUUCAUUAGUGAUGUUGAUAGAAUGUAUUUAUGAUUAAAUAAUUCACACAGUCCAAAGUGAGGGAUAACAUUCAUGACAGAUAUUAUUUGUAAAACCAUGCAUGUUUACUUAUUUCAUGUGAAAUAAAACUGUUUUAUAAAAUUA